UUCAGCACAUUGAAAGGAAUAUCUGCAUUGCAUGGGGAUUGAAUAAAACAUUCCCCGGGCAAUUAAAAUCUGUAUUUUGUUUUGAGUAAAAUUGAAUAGAAUUCUUUCAUUUGUUGGAAGCACAAAGAUAUACAUUUUAUUCGUAUUUCUCAUAGAUUUGACAUCAGGAAUGAGUAUAGAAAUUCCUGAAGGAUUGACGGAGCUGUUGCAGAGCUUUACCGUGGAGGUCCUGAGGAAUCAGCCGGGAGAUUUGCUCGAGUUCGCUUUGCAGUAUUUCACCCAACUGAAGGACAGUGAAAUUAGAGGAGCCGCGUUUGGCAAUGACCAAAAUUCGGCCACGAGACCCAGUGGGAAAGCGGUCAAUUUCAUUGAGGAAGCCAUGCAGAUUGAUUCUGAAAAUGGAGAGGAGGAGAGUGACGACGAGGAAUUCACAGCUCCUGUGAUGAGUCGAUUUAUUAGAAGAGCAUCAGUGUGUGCCGAGGCAUUCAACCCUGAUGAAGACGAGGAGGACAAAGAGCAGAGGGUUGCCCACCCUAAAACAGACGAGCAGAGGCAAAGACUACAGGAGGCCUGCCGAGAUAUCCUCCUGUUUAAAAACCUGGACCCGGAACAAUUUUCGCAAGUACUUGACGCCAUGUUUGAGAAGUUCUUUGCGGUAGGAGAGCACAUCAUAGAUCAAGAUGACGAUGGGGAUAACUUCUACGUUAUAGAAAGAGGGAUAUUUGAUAUCUGCAUGAGGGUUGAUGGCAUUGAGAAGACUGUGGGAGCCUAUGAUAACCGGGGGAGCUUUGGAGAGCUGGCCCUGAUGUACAACACCCCCAGGGCGGCUACCAUCAUAGCCACCUCGCCUGGAGCUCUCUGGUGCCUGGAUCGUCUGACGUUCAGGAGGAUCAUUGUAAAGAACAACGCGUUGAAGAGGAGACUUUAUGAGGAGUUCAUUGAAUCUCUUCCAUUCCUUACGUCACUAGAGCUUUCAGAGAGAAUGAAAGUAGUGGACGUGCUGUCUUCUAAACCAUUCAGCGAUGAAGAACAGAUCAUCUCUCAGGGUGAUCUAGCAGAUUGUUUUUAUAUAGUUGAAUCUGGUCAAGUUAGAAUCACCAUGAAAAGAAGCAGGACGAAAAAAGACCAAGAGGAUGAGGAGGUCGAUAUAGCCACGUGCUCAAGAGGGCAGUACUUUGGAGAACUGGCUUUGGUCACGAACAAACCCAGAGCUGCUUCAGCUUAUGCUGUGGGAAGUGUUAAAUGUUUAGUUAUGGACGUCCAGGCAUUUGAGAGGUUGCUUGGCCCCUGCAUGGACAUCAUGAAGAGAAACAUUGCAAAUUACGAAUAGCAGCUGGUCACGUUGUUUGGAAAUAGCACCACUGACAUUGAGGGGAAGAACCUAUGAAAUCCAGAAAGGGUAAAAAGUGAGAUGCACUAUGAUGAAGAUGUGAGAAACCAGGAUAACACUUUAACUUGACACCCAGCAUCAUAACACGUUAUGACAUGGUCAUAAACAUGUCAUAAAAGCUGACAUAACAUGUAAUAACAUGGUCAUAAACAUGUCAUAAUAUGUCAUAAAAGCUGACAUAACAUGUAAUAACAUGGUCAUAACACUGUCGUGACCCAUAUAGUUACACCUGUUGUGACAUAUAUUGCGUUAUUUUAUGGCUG
Molecule: messenger RNA, 1653 nt
Organism: Salvelinus sp. IW2-2015
Lineage: Eukaryota; Metazoa; Chordata; Actinopteri; Salmoniformes; Salmonidae
Product: cAMP-dependent protein kinase type II-beta regulatory subunit
Biological process (GO): negative regulation of cAMP-dependent protein kinase activity
Cellular component (GO): cAMP-dependent protein kinase complex
Molecular function (GO): protein kinase A catalytic subunit binding; cAMP-dependent protein kinase inhibitor activity; cAMP binding
Source: RefSeq, a predicted model, not a curated record